Molecule: messenger RNA, 763 nt
Organism: Rhododendron vialii
Lineage: Eukaryota; Viridiplantae; Streptophyta; Magnoliopsida; Ericales; Ericaceae
Product: probable calcium-binding protein CML13
Exons: 2
Coding region: 119-562 (147 amino acids)
Cellular component (GO): myosin II complex
Molecular function (GO): calcium ion binding
Source: RefSeq, a predicted model, not a curated record
AUUUCUGAUUGAAGCUCUCUAUCAUUGUUUCCAUUUCGCGACUUUUUUACACAGAGGAACCCAUACCGAGAGAGAAAGGGGAGAGAGAGAGAGCAGAAGCAAACAACCGAAGAAGACAAUGGGGAAGGAUCUGAGCAACGACCAAGUAUCCUCAAUGAGAGAAGCCUUCACGCUCUUCGACACCGACAACGACGGAAAGAUCGCCCCGUCGGAGCUCGGAAUCCUGAUGCGGUCCCUGGGCGGCAACCCGACCCAGGCCCAGCUCAAGUCCAUCGUAUCUGACGAAGCCCUAACCUCCCCCUUCGAUUUUCCGCGGUUUUUGGACCUCAUGUCCAAGCACCUCAAGCCUGAGCCCUUCGACCGCCAGCUGAGGGACGCGUUCAAGGUGUUGGACAAGGAAGGGACCGGGUACGUCGUCGUGUCGGAUCUCAAGCAUAUUCUGACAAGUAUUGGGGAGAAGCUGGAUGCGGAGGAAUUUGAUGAGUGGAUUAGGGAGGUGGAUGUUGGGUCCGAUGGGAGGAUACGGUACGAGGAUUUCAUUGCCAGGAUGAUUGCCAAGUGAUGCCCAGUCAACCACUGCCAGCACUCUUCCGGCUUAGCAUUAAGCAUGUACAGCAAGAUAGUCUUCCCUUAAUUUCAAAGGGUUUGUCUAUAAGAGAAUUUAUGACUCAUGAGUGUUGAAGAUUUUGUUAGUUUGAUUGCGAUCGUGAAUGAAAUGUAUAACUGCAAGGCAACUUCCUUGUAUUGGAACUUCACUUAUUUU